Molecule: messenger RNA, 732 nt
Organism: Daucus carota subsp. sativus
Lineage: Eukaryota; Viridiplantae; Streptophyta; Magnoliopsida; Apiales; Apiaceae
Product: DNA-directed RNA polymerases II, IV and V subunit 11
Exons: 5
Coding region: 108-449 (113 amino acids)
Biological process (GO): transcription by RNA polymerase II
Cellular component (GO): RNA polymerase II, core complex
Molecular function (GO): protein dimerization activity; DNA binding
Source: RefSeq, a predicted model, not a curated record
AUUAAAGAACAGUACUGCAGACGAUGAUAAACUAAUUUAUUUGCUGGAGGUUUCGUUGUUAUUAGAUUGGAAGACGGAACAGAAGCUCAAGUGAAUCGAGAAGAGAGAUGAAUGCCCCCGAUCGAUACGAGCGUUUCGUCGUCCCUGAGGGAACCAAGAAGGUUUCGUAUGAAAGAGACACCAAGAUAAUCAAUGCAGCUUCUUUCACUAUCGAGCGAGAGGAUCACACUAUCGGGAACAUUGUUCGCAUGCAACUUCAUAGGGAUGAGAAUGUGCUUUUUGCCGGCUACAAGCUUCCGCAUCCUCUUCAGUACAAAAUUAUAGUCAGGAUUCACACCACUAGCCAGUCUUCACCAAUGCAGGCAUAUAAUCAGGCGAUCAAUGAUCUUGACAAGGAACUGGAUCAUCUAAAGAAUGUAUUUGAGGCUGAGGUGGCAAGGUUCUCGUAGACAAUAGACUAAUCUCCACUAGCAAUGUAGAAGGGAGUUGAAUCACUAAGCUGUCUGAAGAUGAUGUAUUUAAAACUUGUUUUUGGGGUAUUCUGGAUUUUAACCUAACUAGUAACUUGGGAGUAAUCUAGUUUCUUUUAAUUAGUAGCUACAUUUCUUUGGUGUCUUGUAAUGAUUGGUGAAUGUGUAGUUGCUAAUUUGCUCACGCAAGUCAUAUAGUAUGAGCAAUUAUGGUGAACCUUCGUUUGGGCUCUGGAAUAUAAUUAUCGUGUUUACCCCCUUA